AUGUCACAGACACAAGAUGUGGAACCAGAGUGGCGCUCUGACAGUGUCAUGCCUGCGGAACUCCAAGAACUCGUGAGAAAGACAGGCAAACCCGUUCUCAAGAACUCGUGCUCCGGUUGGCUCCUAGAGAGACACGGUGCGUGGUCCCGAAAUCCCGACUUCGUUUUAUCCGAGACCGGCGAGCAACUCAAAGGCACUUUCUAUACGUGCGCCGCGAAAGGUCAUGGACGCCGUGCGCAUCUGUGGGGAGUCUUUGUGGUCCAAGGUCCCUCGAUCCCUCGAGCAACGAUCAUUGGCGUUCCACGCGAAAGUGAUGGAUUUCGGCAGAGGGGUGGCUCCCCACCGAUCUGGACGACCUGGCAUGGUGUAAAGUCGGGUUACGACAUGAGUUCCGCGCGCUACAUAGUCCGCAGACCAUCCGGGGCGACACCUCCGAAGAAAAAGAGGCCGAGAGUCGCACCUCCAGGACCCAUCGUCGCCGACUCAGACAACGGUGGAAGCUUGAUGAUCUCCGCUGCAAGACUGAGCGAUAAUAACAACAAUAAUGUCGGAGAUUCGGACACCAACAACGUAAACACCGACGAUGCGAAGACCGACAUUGCGAAAACUGACGUUGCAAACGUCCACGAUGCGGACGUCCACGAUGACAACACCGUCAACGCCAGUUCUGGCAAGGUCAACAUCAACGACGCCCACGAUAGCGAGGGCAACACCGUUGAUAGCAACACAAUCGACACCAGCGACGGCGACAAGACCGCCGAAGCUGUCAACACCGAUGACGCCAGUAGCAGGGGCAAGACUGCACAAGACGCCGUUCCGGUUCUAACAGAGCUUCGCGCGACAGCUGUGCGCUUUCUCAGCAGCAGCUUUGAGCUACUCAGAGAACGACCAUGGGACGCAUGCAAUAGUAGUAAGCUUCUGUUCGCGCAUGCCCUGGCUGCGAAAAUUGUGAAGCCGCGGGACAAUGCUGCGGCGCUAUGGGUUCGUAUGGCUGGCUUCGAGGACGAGUUCUUGGUGAAGGACGACGAGGAGGAUUUUGAAAAACUGCGGAGUCGUGUGGAGGGCACAGCUGUGAAGCCUGAGUCUGGUGAAGAGUCGUGUCUCGAUGUCGAUGUUUUUGCUACCGAGUGA
Molecule: messenger RNA, 1131 nt
Organism: Cyphellophora attinorum
Lineage: Eukaryota; Fungi; Ascomycota; Eurotiomycetes; Chaetothyriales; Cyphellophoraceae
Exons: 1
Coding region: 1-1131 (376 amino acids)
Source: RefSeq, a predicted model, not a curated record